Molecule: messenger RNA, 1116 nt
Organism: Lactuca virosa
Lineage: Eukaryota; Viridiplantae; Streptophyta; Magnoliopsida; Asterales; Asteraceae
Source: the annotation of a GenBank genome assembly
AUGGGUAAGGCGGGUAGAUGGAUCAAAAACUUGCUGCUAGGCAAAAGGGAGGAGAAAAUCAACAAGAAAGAAGGUGGCCCCACAUCUCCACCAUGCACCACCGCCAUUAUUCCAGCAACUCCAUCACCUUCUCACCGGAGGAGAUGGAGCUUUAGGAAAUCAAAUAACAAAGAAAUAGUAGUCAAUCACAAGAGUUGCCGAUCAUUUGACUCCAUCAUCACCUCCCAGUUAGUUUCACAGGCUUUUUUUGACUAUGCAAUUCAGCAGCAAAACUACACCACCAUGCUGGUGGUGCCGCCUCCCAAAGCCGCCACAUAUGGACUCCCUCGUGUGGUUUUAGCUGCAGCUGCAACAAGAAUUCAAGCGGCUUUCCGUUCCUAUUUGGCACGAAGGGCGUUGUGUGCUUUACGUGGAUUAGUGAAGCUACAAGCUUUGGUGAGGGGACACUUGGUGCGUAAACGAACCACAACCAUGGUUAGGUGCAUGAAGGCACUUGUCUCUAUUCAAGUUAGAGCUCGAUAUCAAAGAAUUCAAAUGGUUGAGGAUGUGGAAUCACAAUCCCAUCUUCAUGCCACAAGUAGAAGAGAAUUCGUGAUAGCUCACGAGCGUCGUCUCAGUGCACCACAAUUCGAUCACAAUGACAAUAUCGGACAAUUCGAAAGCAAGACAAGCGGCUUUAUAACUUAUCGACAGUCAUCACGGAGAUUCUCAAUAGAUUCAUUGCCAUGGAAACAAGAAAAUUCACCCAGACUGCAAAAUAAGGCUGUAAACGCUGCUUAUUCUACAGUGUCACAAAUGGGAUCACAAUCACAUCACGAUGAACCCAAUUACAUGACCCGAACAAAGUCUUCAAGAGCAAAAACACGGUCACAAAGCGAACCAAGACAACGACCCACAAAACAAAAACGCGAAAAUAGACAAAAUUCAUCAAAUGAAGCUCUUGGUUCAAAGGUGGUUCGAACCCACAACCAUCAAAAAGUGCAUUCGGGUUGCUUGACUAAGGCUCAUCGGUCAUCAAAAUCGAUUAAUGAUUCCGAAUUCGAUUUAGCAAGUACUUGUACUAAUGGCUCAUCUUAUUGUAUAACUCAGGUUAGUACACGAAACAUUUGGGCAUAA